Messenger RNA from Orbicella faveolata, 850 nucleotides. RefSeq lists its product as uncharacterized. Lineage: Eukaryota; Metazoa; Cnidaria; Anthozoa; Scleractinia; Merulinidae. The record is from RefSeq and is a predicted model, not a curated record.
AUGAAAGUGAUUCUGGACUGGUGCAGAGUUAUUGUGCUGGAUUUACAGGCCGAAACUGAUGUAGCGUCAUGGUUUCCGGGCAGCAAAGCCUUAAACGAGAUACAAAUACAAUGUGGAAAAUGCCAAAAAGUUUGUAUGAUACGUCGCCCUCGCUAUGAAAAGCAUUUUGGUGACAGCCACUGGAAGACCUGCAAAACAGCAUCAUUUAAGAGUGGCAACAUUGCAGAAAUGUUUGCUGCUAUGCAGGCCCAAGCAGCAUCCGUGCAAGACACUAUCACUUCCUACGCGGAAAUGGCUAAAGGUACUGAGAACAGAGAAUCCAUGAGGCACAUGAACCCAGUUGCAGAAGAAGCCAUGUCAGUAGCAAGCUCUUCAGAUGAUUCAGCUGCUGCUGCGGCAGUGUUCCGACAUCUUGACAACUUCAUGCGUCAAAGAAUAGACGGAGAACUCGAACAACUGAGGAGUAAUGUACAUAGAAUCCUUUCUGAACAACAACAAGAAUUCGCUCAAGUUUUUGGUCUUCACGAUGAACAUUCUUCUUCGGAGGCAUCGACAUCGCAUGUUGUCCCCCAGAGUAACUAUGGUGAUGACACAAGUUCAGAUGAAUGUCAAUUUCUGGCGGAGGAUGGGUCGGAUUGUGAAGCUACGAUGAUAACACAAUACGACUACGACGAACAGCUUUGUUCAAAUUGCAAGUCAGCCCUGGGAGCCGCGACCACAAGGCAAGAAGAAGACAAAGAAGAAGAGGAGAAGAUAGUCAUGAAUUACCUGUUACGUCUAAUGACCGCUUCUUCGAAAUUAACCAAUACAUUGAAACGAAAAGAAUACCGAACUUAAGGCUAUAGGUUCA